Symbiodinium necroappetens is the source of this 1119-nucleotide messenger RNA. Lineage: Eukaryota; Dinophyceae; Suessiales; Symbiodiniaceae. The record is from the annotation of a GenBank genome assembly.
AUGUUGCUGCAGGGGCGUGAGGUGUUUUUCCUGGGCUGCGCAGUUCUCGGUGCCUCCCUGGCCCUUGUGGAGCACCGUCGGCGUCGAAGGAGUGAGGAGGAUGCCGCGCGGAGCCGGAAACUACGGGAGGAAGAGCGUACUGGCCGCAUCCGCGCAGAGCAGGAGCUUCGGCAGCGAGAACAACAUGUCCUUGGCGGUCCUGACGGUGUUGGCCUUGCCCUCCAAGCCGACCAAAAGCCAUUUCUUUUCCACCCCAUUGGAACGUUUCAGUCUUGCUACCGGCAGCGAUGUGGUACCCCACGUCAGAGCAAUUUGGUCGCUGGAAGCUUAGCUGUCCUGCGCUGCGUGAGGGAUUUGAACCCCAAAGCAGCAUUGGAAGGGCUGGCAGGCUUUAGCCACGUUUGGGUUCUCUAUGUCUUCCACGACAACACGAACAUGCUCAAGGAGUCCAAGACCGUAUCGCAACGCAAGCAGAAGCAGGGACGGGUGCCGCUUUGGCAGGGCCUGUGCAUGAAGGUAGCGCCUCCUCGUUGCCCUGAGUUGCGCGUUGGGGUGAUGGCCUGUCGCACGCCACAUCGGCCCAACCCCAUAGGCUUGUCCUUAGCACGAGUGGUGGAGGUGGACCAGGAAAGGGGCAGGCUGGUUCUCUCGGGCCUGGACGUCCUGGACGGAACGCCGUGCCUUGACAUCAAGCCUUAUCUACCGAGCUUCGAAUCGCUUCCCGCUGCUUGGGUCCCCGAUUGGGUGCAGAAGUCCUACGACGAACCCAUGAUGGAGGUGACGUGGCAUCAGAAGGCUGUCAUUCAGUUUUCCGAAAUCUUCAGUACGUCUCCCUGUUCUGUACCUCUUUGGCCUUUCAAGUCGAAAGAAGAGCUUCGGACCGCCAUCAUGGACACGCUGGCCCUGGACAUUCGUUCGCCUUUGCAGAAACAACGCCAUCCACAUCCCGGACAAGGGAAGGAAGGGAAGGACGAGCCGUUCUUCAGCGGCGACCUUUGGUUCCACGAGCUGCGCAUCCUUUACUCGCUGCUGCCAGCAAUGGCUGGCGAGGCCCCUGCACGAGUGUGUAUUGAUGAAGUCCUGCACAGGGAUCGAAAUGCCCGUGGUGGGUUUCGGUAG